This is a messenger RNA of Lineus longissimus, 2583 nucleotides long. RefSeq lists its product as uncharacterized. Gene Ontology annotation, molecular function: nucleic acid binding. The record is from RefSeq and is a predicted model, not a curated record. Lineage: Eukaryota; Metazoa; Nemertea; Pilidiophora; Heteronemertea; Lineidae. The transcript has a single exon. Gene Ontology annotation, biological process: DNA integration. The coding region runs from base 1 to 2583 and encodes 860 amino acids.
AUGUUGAAGCAAUGUUCCAAAGUGCCAAAAGAGGAUUGUCAAGCACUAAGAUUCCUGUGGUGGUCAGAUGAAGCUGACGCUACUCCGCAGACGUUCUGCAUGACCCGACACAUAUUUGGGGCAACAGAUAGUCCCAGUUCAUGCACAUAUGGUCUUCGAAGAUGUGCAAAUGACAACGCCGAGGACUUCGACAAAUCUACUGUGGAUGCAGUCAACAAAAACUUCUAUGUAGAUGAUCUGCUAAAGUCUGUUGAUUAUACGGCGCCUGCUAUAUGUCUGGCUCUGCAGUUGAUCGAGAUGUUAGGUCAGGGAGGCCUAAGAUUGACGAAAUUCAUUUCAAACUCCUUGGAAGUUUUGUCUGCUAUUCCUGAGGAGAAUAGAGCCAUAGGAUGCAAAGACCUCAUCAUAGGUAGUCCACCAUUAGAAAGGGCCCUGGGAGUGUCAUGGAAUGUAGCAUCAGACACAUUGAGUGUGAAAGUUGGUGAGAUGGAUAAGCCAAACACUCGGCGAGGAUGUCUUGCUGCGGUCAAUUCCUUAUAUGACCCACUUGGCCUGGUAGGACCAGUCACUCUUCCUGCCAAGAGGAUCCUACAGAUGACUACAAAGUUGAAUCUUAGCUGGGACGAGCCUUCACCCGAAGUGAUUCUCCAUUAUUGGCUUCGAUGGAAAGAAAGUCUGAAGAAACUGGGCCAGUUGUCUAUCCCUAGGUGUUACUUUAGCGAACCUGAAUCGGCUUACAUUGAACUCCAUCAUUUUGCCGACGCAUCAGAAGUUGGCUAUGGGACCGUCAGCUAUCUACGUCAGGUCUCAGCAUCAGGAAACAUCAACUGUUCAAUGGUAAUGGCGAAGGGCAGGACAGCUCCCUCUGUGUUUGUGACAGUCCCACGCUUAGAGCUUCAAGCAGCUGUUGUAGCGGCUAGAGUAGACUGUCUCAUCAGAAAGGAAAUGGAGUUGGAAGUGUCACGUGCUGUUUUCUGGACAGACUCGAGGAUUACCCUGCAGUACAUAUAUAAUGAAUGCCGGCGGUUCAAGACAUAUGUAGCGAACAGGGUGACCGAGAUAAGGGACACCACUAGCCCGACACAAUGGAGACAUGUUCCUGGAAAGGACAAUCCUGCGGAUGACAUAUCCAGAGGACAGACAGUUGAAGCCUUCUUAAAGAAUCCGAGAUGGUUUCAAGGGUCUAAAUUUCUGAGUCAGCCCGAAGAGAAUUGGCCAGCAGCAGAAGUGAAGCCCCUGGAGGGAAACGAUCCUGAAGUUAGCGAGGAGAAGGUUGUUGGAUUGUUGCUAAUAUCUUCUUCCUCUUUGGAUAACAUGAUUGCAAGAUGCUCCAGUUGGAUAGGCCUACAGAGAAGAGUUGCUCUUCUGCUUAAGUUUGCUGAUAUGAUCAGGAAAGAGGACAGGCCAAAGCUUGACAUGGAUAGAGCAGCUAAGUCCAUUGUCAUGUAUACUCAGAGAGGCUUCUAUGCAGAAGAAAUUGCUGACCUCAAGAGUAAUGGAAAAGUCAAGCAAUCAAGCCAGCUGCGUUUGCUGAAUCCAGUUCUCGUGGACGGAGUUCUACGUGUUGGUGGGCGACUGUCAAGAGCCCCUACCUCAUUCGAUGCUAGAUUUCCGAUGAUCAUUCCCGGAGGCACUCAUCUAUCGUCAGUGUUGAUUCAUCAUUAUCAUCAGACGACGGCACAUGCUGGACAGGAGCAUGUACUUGCAGCGUUGAGGGAGAAGUUUUGGAUACAUCGAGCUAGAAUCUCUGUCAAGAAGAUAAUACGUUCUUGCAUUGGCUGUAGACGACGCUUGGCGAGCAGACUGACCCAGAAGAUGGCGGACCUCCCGGCAAUGAGAUUGGUUGCUUACGAACCGCCUUUCUCCCGUACUGGGCUAGAUUACUUUGGCCCCCUGAUUGUCAAGCGAGGUCGCUCAGAGCUGAAACGAUGGGGAGCGAUUUUUACUUGUCUUAAUGUAAGAGCAGUCCACCUUGAAGUUGUCGAGUCACUCGAUGCGAGUUCUUUCAUCAACGCCUUGAGAAGAUUUCUCGGAAGACGUGGGGAUCCCAAUGACAUCUGGUCUGACAACGGGACCAAUUUCACGGGUGGUGAAAGGGAACUGAGAGAAGCCCUGCAGCAUUGGAAUGCACAGAACGUUGAUGAUGAGCUUGCUCAGAGAGGAAUAAACUGGCAUUUCCAACCGCCAGCAGCAUCCCACAUGUCUGGAGUCUGGGAGCGGCUUGUCAAGUCGGUUAAGCUCGCCUUGAAGGCUCUACUCGGACAGGCAUUGGUGAGCGAUGAGGUCCUCGCAACAACCUUUGUUGAGGUUGAACGAGUCCUUAAUAGUCGACCUCUGUGUAAAGUGAUGGACGACCCGAAAGAUGAUGAAGUUCUGACACCAAGUCAUUUCUUGCUGCAGAAGCCGUGCACAUCGCUACCGCCAGGUCUCUUUGUUAAGGAAGACGCAUAUCAUCGGAAGCGCUGGAAGCACUGUCAACUGCUUGCCCAGCACUUCUGGAAGCGCUGGUUGAAGGAGUACUUGCCCGCAUUACAGGAGCGAUCGAAAUGGCACCAGGAAAUGAGGAAGGAGAUCUCGUUAUGA